Molecule: messenger RNA, 1446 nt
Organism: Sebastes umbrosus (honeycomb rockfish)
Lineage: Eukaryota; Metazoa; Chordata; Actinopteri; Perciformes; Sebastidae
Product: guanine nucleotide-binding protein G(I)/G(S)/G(O) subunit gamma-2
Exons: 5
Coding region: 327-542 (71 amino acids)
Biological process (GO): G protein-coupled receptor signaling pathway
Cellular component (GO): heterotrimeric G-protein complex
Molecular function (GO): G-protein beta-subunit binding
Source: RefSeq, a predicted model, not a curated record
GCGUCACAGGUUUCUAUGGUAACAGAUUUCAAUCUAGCACCGGUCUCCAUUAGAAGUACACCAGCUUGUAAUCAAUUAACAUCUCUUGAGUUUUAGACACCUUUGGCCAUUUAUGUUGGGAAGAAAACAGAAAGAGGGGAGGACGCGUGGAUACUACUCCACAGGACUGGAUGUGUUUGGCGUCACGGAACGAGACCACACAUACAACAAAAAAAAGAGAGUUGGGCGGACGCAAAGUGCUGACUGAAGUGCAGGCAGACACCAGGGCAGAGUGCGGAGGAGUAAGCAGACAAGGCAGAGCACACGAGACCUGACUGACUGCGCCCAUGGCGAGCAAUAACACGGCCAGCAUCGCACAAGCCAGGAAGCUGGUGGAGCAGCUGAAGAUGGAGGCCAACAUCGACAGGAUAAAGGUGUCAAAAGCAGCGGCAGACUUGAUGUCCUACUGCGAAGCCCACGCCAAAGAGGACCCGCUGUUAUCGCCGGUGCCAGCGUCAGAGAACCCGUUCAGGGAGAAGAAGUUCUUCUGCGCCAUCCUGUAAACUCGGCACGGCCCUUCAGCUGUCUGCUCAGUGUGGGACUUUGAACGUGAACGUUCAGAAUACGUAGAAAUCUUCUAGUAGGAGGGCACGGCGAUUAUUGCCCCCCCUUCCCCUUGUUCUCGAACGGCACCUUAAAGAGUGCGAAAAUUAAAACCCACAGAGUUUACAUGUAACUAUUAAAGGGGUUGUGAUUGUGAUUUUUUGAGGCGUGUUGCAGCAUGUUGAAGGGGUCUGUGCUUUUAGAUGACACAAAAAGGAUGAUGAUGAUGAGUGUGAUGAUAACCCAGAGACGUGACGGACAACCUACCAAGUCUUCAGGUUGUAAUGUGUACAAAACAAAAAAAAAUAGAUAAAAUGAGAAUAAAAAUAUUUUGUGGUUCUUUUUGGGACUUCCAAAUGUUCUGUUAAAUGGUUAGUGGGUGGGUCGAGUGACGUAGGAUCGCAGACUAAAAUACGUCUACCGCUAGACGCCACCUGAUUAUUGGAAUGUUUUUUAAGUUGUUUAUGUUUACCUAUCACCUAGAUAUCUUUCUAUAACUGUACGUGAAACAGCUCUGUUUUUUGUUUUUACACCAACAGGUUAGUGAAAGCUUUUUUAAUGGGAUGUUUGAAACAUUCGACUCUGUGAUCCUGUCUGAAAAUCAAGUCUCUGUGUAUCGACAUCUAUCUGGCAAAUGUGAUGCUCCUUCAGAUACAAAACCCUCUUUCUACUGUUUGUAUAAAAUGACUAGCAAGUAAACUGUGCUGUGCUGUGAGUUCUGGAUGUUUGUGUUUGUAUCAUUAACUAUUAUUGCAUGAAAUGGACAAACGGUCUUCUCUAUUUCCUUUCAUGUGGAGAUUGUAUGAAACAGGGGCGGCCUCCAUCUGGAAGUGCCAAAACAUAUUAAAAACAAGAAUGAUUCAA